Molecule: messenger RNA, 1186 nt
Organism: Merops nubicus (carmine bee-eater)
Lineage: Eukaryota; Metazoa; Chordata; Aves; Coraciiformes; Meropidae
Gene: ADAT1
Product: adenosine deaminase, tRNA-specific 1
Exons: 6
Biological process (GO): RNA processing
Molecular function (GO): RNA binding; adenosine deaminase activity
Source: RefSeq, a predicted model, not a curated record
AUGUGGUCAGCAGAUGAAAUUGCUGAACUGUGUUACCUGCACUAUAGGACCAGACUUCCUAAGCAGGGGAAACCAGAUCCAAACAGGGAAUGGACUGCACUGGCAGCUGUUGUCAAAGUGGAGUCUGCAGCCCAAGGAGAGGUUCUUGCUAGUCCAGGGAAUCUGCAGGAAACGAAGGAAGUUGUUGCGAUGGGAACUGGAACAAAAUGUAUUGGCCAAAACAAAAUGAGAAAAACAGGAGACAUUCUGAAUGACAGUCAUGCUGAAAUUGUGGCCAAGAGGAGCUUCCAGAGGUAUCUUCUCCACCAGAUGUGGCUGGCAGCUUCCCAUCAGCAAUGCAGUAUCUUUAUUCCGGGAACUGAAACUGGGAAAUGGAAACUCAAACCAAAUACCACAUUUGUUUUCUUCUCCAGUCAUACCCCAUGUGGAGAUGCUUCUAUUAUUCCAAUUAGUGAACCAGAGAAUCAGCUUUCUGAGGCAGUGGCUGAGGAUGAAGCAGCUGGACGAUCAGCAGAGUGUAGAAGUAACCAUGGUUGUUUGAGUCCAGCAGAUAAAAGGAGACGGGAGAAAACUACAAGUAGUCACAUAAGGAAGCGAAUGAGAACUGACGAUGAUGCUCAUCUUUCCAUAACCACGGGAGACCUGGCCGUUCAACAAGUAUCUUUGAAACAAGAAUGUGACACAAACCCAGAGACCUGUGAAUGUGCUGCAGAGGUUCAAACAGCUAAUGAGACUGGGUUAGGGAGAUCAAAGGUAGUAGAUGUUUAUAGAACUGGAGCAAAAUGCAUACCUGGAGAGCUGGGUGAUACCCGAAUGCCUGGUCUGGGCUACCACUGUGUGGGGUUAUUACGAGUGAAGCCGGGUCGUGGGGACAGAACCUGCUCUAUGUCCUGCAGUGAUAAACUGGCUCGGUGGAAUGUCUUAGGAUGUCAAGGAGCUCUUCUGAUGCAUCUCCUGCAGUAUCCAGUGUAUUUGUCAGCAGUUAUAGUGGGGAAGUGUCCAUACAGCCACGAAGCUAUGCAGAGAGCAAUUAUUGAAAGGUGUCAACACAUCUCAUCUUUACCAGAUGGUUUUUUCACUCAGGAGGUUAAGCUGCUGCAAUCUGAUCUUCGAUUUGAACACAGCCGUCAGGCAAUUCAGGAAGUUCAAGCUAGCAGCAAAACGAAACUUGUUCCUUGUAGUGCAG